AUGGAGUAUCACAGCCAAGCAUACACCGACAUCUCAGUGGACUGUGGCACAACGUACAUCAGCCUGUCCAUCCUGGCUUGCCCUGUGGCCUACACUGGGUACAACGAGUCCCUACUCAUUCUCAACCACAUCGACGACGACACCGCAUGCAAAGGCACCCUGGAUGAGAGUGUCACUCCCCCCAUCGUAAGAUUCACCUUCCCCAUCAACUCCACCACGGCCUGUGGAAGCAUCUUCAGGACCACCAGCACCUCAGGCACAGGAGUCUUUUCAGACUUCUCCAACAUUCAGACGGUCAACGUUAGCGGUGUGGUCCGCUCACAUGACAUCACCACCGGCACUGUGACCUACAACGCUGAGCUGAAGUAUUUCUACUCUUGUGCCUAUCCUCUGGAGUACUUCAUCAACAACACCCAGAUUGACGUGUCAUCAUCAUCCAUUGCUGUGAAGGAUAACAAUGGCAGUUUCAUCAGCACUUUGAACCUGGAACUAUUCAGUGAUAUAAACUAUGUCACACCACUUGUUAUCCCAAAUGCGGGGAUUGAGCUGAGGACAGAUAUUUUCGUCCAAGUCCAGGCAACCAAUUUGACCUCCCAGUACCAUGUGCUCCUGGAUCGAUGCUAUGCCUCCAUCUCUCCCCACCCUACAAACUCCACCUUUUUCAACCUCUUUGUGUCAGUUUGCUCCAAAGACCAGAUGACCAGCGUUGUGGAAAACGGAGAUAGCCAGAACGCCAGGUUCUACUUCCCUGCCUUCCGUUUCAUCGAGCAGCAGAACGAGACCAUCUCCACCUACUACCUCCACUGCAUCACACGGCUCUGUGAGCGAAGCACCUGCGACGCAUUCAAGGUAAAACCCGAGAACAGGUUCGGUGUUGUGCUGGAAGCGGCACCCACCCACUGA
Sardina pilchardus (European sardine) is the source of this 903-nucleotide messenger RNA. RefSeq names its product zona pellucida-like domain-containing protein 1. Lineage: Eukaryota; Metazoa; Chordata; Actinopteri; Clupeiformes; Clupeidae. The record is from RefSeq and is a predicted model, not a curated record. Gene Ontology annotation, cellular component: cell surface. The transcript has 7 exons. The coding region runs from base 1 to 903 and encodes 300 amino acids.